Messenger RNA from Gongylonema pulchrum, 507 nucleotides. Lineage: Eukaryota; Metazoa; Nematoda; Chromadorea; Rhabditida; Gongylonematidae. The record is from the annotation of a GenBank genome assembly.
AUGUCCUCCUCGUGCUGCUCCUGCUGCUGCCUCUCCUCCUGUCCCUUCUGCUCCUACUCCCCCUCCUGCUCCUUCCCCCCCUACAGCGUUCGAAAUGCACGAGUGGAUUUCGAGAAUCGUCUGCUGCUUGUCUCUGGCCCUGGUGCUGCUGCGCCGUUAUCAGUGAGCAUUGGAUGUGCUGUCAGUGGGGAGGUGCGGGUGCGCCAGUGCACUUCCGAGCACAAUUUUUUGGCGCUGAGGCUCGACGAUGGCGUGGAGCUCCGCGUCACUUAUGACGGCAACGACGAUGAUGAUGAUGAUGAUGAUUUGUACGAAAAAUAUCAAAUUACAUGGCAUGGCACCGACGAAUAUCUCUAUAUGAAAGAUGUGGUGCAUUGCGACUCGGGAGGCCUGUGGUACGGAGGCCCGGAGCUGGCGCACCAGAAAUGGCCGAUCGCAAGCAAUUCCUAUCUGCUUGCUCCAUAUCUUCCACUGGAUGCACUCAAGGUAUGUGCUGUUGUACCGUGA